This is a messenger RNA of Condylura cristata (star-nosed mole), 915 nucleotides long. Its product is annotated as mitochondrial ornithine transporter 2-like. Bases 1 to 915 code for a protein of 304 amino acids. Gene Ontology annotation, molecular function: L-ornithine transmembrane transporter activity. The transcript has a single exon. The record is from RefSeq and is a predicted model, not a curated record. Gene Ontology annotation, biological process: mitochondrial L-ornithine transmembrane transport. NCBI's taxonomy places the organism in Eukaryota, Metazoa, Chordata, Mammalia, Eulipotyphla, Talpidae.
AUGAAGUCCAAUCCUGCCAUCCAAGCUGCCAUCGACCUCACAGCCGGGGCCCUUGGGGGUAUAGUGUGUGUUCUGACCGGGCAGCCCUUCGACACAAUGAAAGUGAAGAUGCAGACGUUCCCCCGCCUGUACAAGGGCCUCAUGGACUGCUUCCUGAAGACCUACUCGCAUGUGGGCGUGCGGGGCUUUUACAAGGGGACCUGCCCCGCGCUGGCGGCCUACAUCGCCGAGAACUCAGUCCUUUUCAUGUGCUAUGGUUUCUGCCAACAGUUUGUGAAAGGGCUUGUUGGACUGGACAAGCAGGCCAAGCUGAGUGACCUGCAAAUUGCAACCGCUGGGUCCUUUGCCUCUGCAUUUGCUUCUCUGACGCUGUGCCCCACCGAGCUUGUGAAAUGUCGGCUACAAGCCAUGAGAGAAAUGGAGAUGUCAGGGAAAAUAGCAAAAAGCCAAAACACAGUUUGGUCCGUCGUGAAAAGCAUUCUUAGAAAUGAUGGCCCUAAAGGCUUCUACCGCGGACUCUCCAGCACUCUGCUGCAAGAAGUACCAGGGUAUUUCUGCUUCUUUGGUGGCUAUGAAAUGAGCCGGUCUUUUUUUGCCUCAGGGAGAUCAAAAGAUGAACUAGGCCCUGCCCAUUUGAUGUUAAGUGGUGGGAUUGCUGGAAUUUGCCUUUGGCUUGUUGUAUUCCCAGUGGAUUGUGUCAAAUCCAGAAUUCAGGUUCUUUCCAUGUCUGGUAAACAGGCAGGAUUUACUGGAACUCUGUUAAGUAUUGCCAAAACGGAAGGAAUAGCUGUCCUAUAUUCUGGACUGAGUGCUACUAUGAUUAGAGCCAUCCCUGCCAAUGGGUCACUAAUUUUGGCCUAUGAAUAUAGCAGGAGAAUGAUGAUGAACCAGUUUGAACCUGAAGUGUCUUGGUGA